This is a messenger RNA of Salvelinus sp. IW2-2015, 2492 nucleotides long. The record is from RefSeq and is a predicted model, not a curated record. Lineage: Eukaryota; Metazoa; Chordata; Actinopteri; Salmoniformes; Salmonidae.
GGGCUGUAGGGGUACAGGAGGAGGUCACAGUGGAACCCAGCGCUGAGGCUGGAGCUCAGGAGACCAUUGAACUUUUACCCUCCCCCUCGCCCCCCUCCCUGUCUAACGGUCUUCACCUGCACAGGAGGCCUGUCCUUGGAACACGCAGACGGAGGCAGAUAGAGACACACACACGCAACGACGCUCCAACACACACCCCUGGACAGACCGUCAUAGGCAUGCAGACACACAAGGACAUCCAAAUGCAGACACCCGCAGAGACGUGCAUGGACGCUCACACACACACAAGUGCUCACAGACAAAUGGAUGCUCACACACACACAAGUGCUCACAGACAAAUGGAUGCUCACACACACUUGGACUCUGCCGGUCCAGAGCAGCCCAGAACUGAUUCAUCACCAGAGACACACACCAGAUCACCUCAGCGACAGGUCCUCCUGCCUCUCAAUCAUUCAGCCUGCACCAAUCAGCAAGCUGCUUUCUCUCCCUGCAGCCCCGCUCCUCCACACUCUGCAAACAGAGACAUGGCCCCAGCCAUUAGCCCUGCCCCUAAUAUUAGUUCAACACCUCUAGAUCUCUCUAAACCCUCAAGAGCUAUUGGUCCAAAUCCUCCAGGCCUUUCUCCUAUCGGUCCAGCUUGUCCAGACCUUUCUACUAUUGGUCCAGGCCCUGUAGACCCCUCCCCUGUACCUGUCGAAGGUGAGAGAAAGUAUGCGCUUCGUAGCUCCGGUCGACCUCGCUUCCCCUGCCAGCUACGCAAGUCUUCCCGCAUCCGCCGAUGCACUGAGGAUGGAGAAAGGAGGGGAGGGAGGGAGAGCGAGAGGGAGGAGGAGGAGAGGGAGGAGGAAGAGGAGAAAGAGAGGGUGAGUGUACAUGUGAAGGUAGAGCGCCCCACAGUGGAGGAGUAUGCAGCCUCCAAGCCUGCAGCCUCCAAGCCUGCAGCCUCCAAGCCUGCAGCCUCCAAGCCUGCAGCCUCCAAGCCUGCAGCCUCACCCGUACCAGUACCUGUAGCACCACUCCCCUCAACACACCCCUCAUCACGCCCCUCCUCUCACUCCGCCCCCCGGCCAUCGCCCAAACCCCAACAUAGAACUUCAACCAAACCCCAACCCAAAUCUUCAACCAAUGCCAAACCAAAAUCCCAACCUAGACCAUCGAUGAAAGCCUCGCCCAAACCUUUGCCCAGAUCAGCAACCAAUCACAGACCAGCAACCAAUCCCUCGCCUCGUCCAUUGACCAAUACAGUGCCCCGGCCGUCAGUGAAGAAGGAGGAGCCUGGUGAACUAGAUCCCCCCACCAAACGGAAACGCCGGUUUGUUGGUGUGAGGCGUAUCGUGGUGAAGGUAGCUCGUAUCCCAGUUAACCUCAGCCGACGCCAGAAGAGCUACAAGAUUUCCUCCAUGGAGACAGUUGAGAAGGGCGGGGCAGGUGGCGAUGGCGGGUUGGAGGGAGCCGAGGGGGGGACAGCGGUAGUCCGAGAGCCGACUGCGCUCCUCCGUAUGAAGAACAACGGGAAGAGCGUGAUGGUCAUGUUCCCGCCUGGAGAACUUCCGGUGAUCCUGAAACGUCGCCGUGGCCGACCUCCCAAACAGGUUGUACCUGGAACGCCGGAUAAAACCACCGGUGGGAAUGGCGAGCCCAAGAAACCUCGUCGGCGCCGGCGGGCCAAGCUCCCGUCUCCGCAACCGUCGUACGUGAACGACACCAACGACGUGAAGACGGAGUACGGAGACGUUCUGUCCAAACUGGCAUUCCUCAACCGCCAACCGCCGGCCACCGGCCGCUGCUCCCCACCACGCUGCUGGACACCCAGCGAACCGGAUAGUUUUCACACGCCGUCCAACAACCCUGGGAUCUCCGCCCUGCUACACCGACUCACAGGGUUCAGACGCAGGGGAGGCAGGGGGGGAGGUGUUGGAGGCAGGGGAGGAGGAGCAGGGGGAGGAGCAGGAGGAGCCGGCGGAGAGGGCUUCAAGAGCUCCUUCAGUGACUUCUUCGAGACGAUCGGGAAGAAAAGAAAAGUGACCCCUGCUCUGUCAGAACCAGGGUUAACUCAAAACGAGGGAAGGGGUGGGAGGCAGGGGGCCAUGCUCAACACCACAGACUGUUACACUGGGAGGAAGCGAGAGCGGAGGUGUCUGGGGGCGAGGUAUAGCGCGGGCACGGCCCAUGUAGUGGAAACCAAUCGCUCUGAGUGGCAAGCAGGGUUACAGGUCUGGCGCUCCCGCGCGGGGCGGAGGCUUCUGUCUGCUGUACCGGCGGCGUGUGGAGAGAGGAAGUCCGCGUACGGCGUCAGCACUGCGGUCCGGCAAAGCAGAGGCAGGGUGCGUGAUCCUCACCUGCGACACAUCUACCUCCCCCUCACCGCCCCGAUCCCUCCCCCCUGCCCAGGAAAAACCUCCGCUCCGUCACCAUCCUCUGGCGCAUACUGCGACUUCCUCCCACCAGCCCCUGCCUCUGUCCGGCCCAGGGCCUUCGCUGGUCUCCUCUAG